Molecule: messenger RNA, 2076 nt
Organism: Aphidius gifuensis
Lineage: Eukaryota; Metazoa; Arthropoda; Insecta; Hymenoptera; Braconidae
Product: glycosyltransferase 25 family member
Exons: 9
Coding region: 187-1875 (562 amino acids)
Molecular function (GO): procollagen galactosyltransferase activity
Source: RefSeq, a predicted model, not a curated record
CAUUUUAGUGACGACGACAAACAAUUGUUUUUUUUUUUAUUUUUAUUUUAUUUUUAUUUUGUUUUUGAUAAGUUUUUUUACUAAGUAAAGCAAAGUAAAGCUAAUAUGAGUAUUUUAUUGUGACAAUGCCACGUGAAAUAUAAUAAAUUUUUAAUUUUCAAUUGUGCCAAAAAAACAACAAAAAUAAUGAAGUUUUAUAGUGUUUUGUUUACAUUAAUAUUAAGUGUUACUUGUGAUGUUAAUAAUUUAAAAAAACCAACAAUUGCAGUAACAAUAUUAAUUAGAAAUAAAGCUCAUACAUUGCCAUAUUUUUUAAGUCAAUUUUCAAGACUUAAUUAUCCAAAAAAUCGUAUUAGUUUAUGGAUUAGAAGUGACAAUAACAUUGACAACUCAAUUGAUGUAUUAAAUACGUGGCUAAAAAAACACAAUAAAGAGUAUCAUUCAAUCGAUCUUAUUUUGGAUGAUAAAUCCGAGGGAUUUAGUGAUGAAAAGGGUAUUGCUGAUUGGUCAAAUAAUCGAUUUUCUCACGUGAUAAAAUAUCGAGAGGAGGCACUUAAUUAUGCUCGUCGUAUUUGGGCUGAUUAUAUAUUUAUGCUAGAUGCUGAUGUUUUUCUAACAAAUGUUGAUACAUUAAAUAUGCUAAUAUUAAAAAAUCAUACAGUUGUAUCACCAUUAUUAAAAUCUGAUGGAAUGUAUAGUAAUUUUUGGGCUGGUAUGACAAAUGAUUAUUAUUAUGAAAGAACACAUAAAUAUAAACCAAUAUUAAAUCGUGAAAUACAAGGUUGUCAUGAGGUACCAAUGAUUCAUUCAGCUGUACUAAUUGAUCUUCGUAAAUUAGACAGUGAUUAUUUAACUUAUAAACCAGAAAAGCUGUCUAGUUAUGAUGGACCAACUGAUGAUAUUAUUACAUUUGCACUUGGUGCAAAUUCAUCAGGAGUAACAUUGCAUGUUUGUAACGAUGAAAUUUAUGGAUUUCUUCCAGUGCCAAUUGAGGCACAUGAAACUUUAGAAGUUGAUGUUCAACAAUUGAUAAAUUUAAAAAUUGACAUACUAGGUCAACAAAAGGCUCUGUGGCUUGAAGAUGUCAUGAAAAAAUAUGUUAAUUAUCCAGAUAAAGACACUCUUGGAAUGGACAAAAUAUUCAUGAUUAAUUUAGAAAGACGACCAGAGAGACGUGAUCGAAUGAUCAAUUGUUUUCAAGAAUUAGGAAUUGAAGUUGAAAUAACAAAUGCAGUUGAUGGAAAAAAACUUAAUGAAAGUUUACUUGAUAAUUGGAAUAUUAAAAUGAUGCCUGAAUAUGCAGAUCCUUAUCAUAAAAGACCAAUGAAAAUGGGAGAAAUUGGUUGUUUUUUGAGUCAUUAUAUUAUCUGGAAUAAGGUUAUUGAAAAUAAUUAUGAAAAAGUAAUGGUACUUGAAGAUGAUGUUCGUUUUGAGCCUUAUUUUCGUAACAAAGUUAAUUGGAUAAUGAAAGAUGAAAUUGAAAGAUUAAAAAUACCUUGGGAUAUAAUAUAUUUGGGUAGAAAACGUAUGCAAGAACAAGACGAGCCAUUUGUUGAUGGAUCAAAAUAUCUUGUACAUGCUGGUUACAGUUAUUGGACACUUGGUUAUAUAUUAUCAAAAAGUGGUGCUGAAAAAUUAAUAAAUGCAAAACCACUAGAUAAAUUAAUACCUGUUGAUGAAUAUUUUCCAAUAUUAUUUGACAGACAUCCACGUACUAAUUGGAAAAAUCAUUUUUCAAAUCGUAAUUUAAUUGCAUUAUCAGCAUCACCAUUAUUAGUUUAUCCAACUCAUUAUACUGGUGAAAGUGGUUAUAUAAGUGAUACAGAAGAAUCAAUUAUUAUUAAUAAUAAUCAAAAUAUUAAAUAUGAACUUUAAUAUAUCAACAAAAUUAAUUAAGUUCUUAAUUUUUAUUCACACUUUGUGCCAAAUUUUUAUAACUAUUGUGAUGUACUAAUUAACUAAUAAUAUUAAUUAUAAAAUUUAUUAACAUAGUGAUGAUAAAUGAAAAGAAAAAAAAAGUGCCAUAUUAAAAAAAAAAGAAAAGGAUUGCAAUAAAAUAUUUUAUGAAUAUUAAAA